AUGGACAAGUCACUUGGGCUUGCGUUGCCAAACAUCACUUCAGCUUUCUCAGAGGGAGACACACUCAAAGAGAGAGAAAGAUACCUCGAUUCUAAUUCGAUUCUAAUUCGAUUAUCGUUUCUCACUCUUUCCCCGAUGGCGAAGCCUCGCAAGCCCAAGAACAGCGAAGACCCCAAGCCCGAAAACUCCGGUGCCCUAGUUCACCACCAAAAGCUAUGCCUCUCAAUCGACGUCGACAAAUGCCUUGUCCACGGGUACACUGAAUUGGAGAUUGCGGUACCGGAGAUUGGGAUCGUAGGGUUACACGCAGAGAAUUUAGGGAUUGAGAGUGUUUGGGUCGAUGGUGAGCCCACGGAGUUCGAGUAUUACCCGCACCACCAGCAGCAGGUGGAGGAUGAUAAAAGGUUUAGCUCCGUGUGUUCUCCUAGCUCUGCUGCCGAUGCUGCCGUCUCGGUGUACAUGUCCGCCCUUGAGAAGGAGUUGGUGCCCAAUUUACUCAUUAACUGCUGUAAACCUUCCAAGACUGAAAGUGAACAACAGCAGGAGCAACCCGUCUCCGAGAACGGCUUUCACUCAUCGGCCGAGUCCAAGCAGGUUGUAGUUGCUGUCUAUGAACUCUUGGUUUCGGUGCUAACUCCGUUGCUGAACAAUUUUUGA
Sphenostylis stenocarpa is the source of this 657-nucleotide messenger RNA. NCBI's taxonomy places the organism in Eukaryota, Viridiplantae, Streptophyta, Magnoliopsida, Fabales, Fabaceae. The record is from the annotation of a GenBank genome assembly.